AAACAAAUGGAAACGAAGUGGUAGUCAUUGCAUGAACCAACCUCUUAUAUUUGAACAGGAAUAUGGCGCGUCAUUUGAAUAAUGAGCACCUUUCAUAAUAUUAUAGUUCUUUGAUCAGUAAUUUAUAAUGCACCAGCAGUCUGUGGAAUCAAGUUCAGAUCCAUGUUAUACAGACUGGAAGAACAAAAUUGUGGAACUGUAUCAAGAUGACUGGUGGAAACAACUGAAGUUCCAUAACAAACAAUCUUAUAAGGAAAGACAUUUAAAGAAUACAACUCCUUGGUAUAUUUUAACACCUCAAGUUGUUCAAUUAAUAUUUUCAAUAUCAGAAAUGCUUCAUCAGCCUCCAGAAGUACGAUAUCUCACUGUUGAAGUCUUAGACAGAUUCCUGACCAAUCAGUAUCUGCAGUUACACACUUACAUAUGGAAUAAGCCUGGUGCAGACAGUGAACAUUUACAACGUCAGUGGGAUCGUAUUAUCAAAAGAGUGAAGCAUCAGUUGAUUCUUCGUGCCAUGUCUUGUAUGCAGCUUGCUUCUAAGCUUGUUAACUCUUCUAAGACUGUGACUCCUGUGGAGAUUAUGAACUUCCUCAAACAAGCUGGUCAUGAUUUCACCAAACAAAGCAUCAUUUCAUCAGAGAGAAGAGUAUUUAAAGCAAUUCAAUUCAAGGUACCACUUUCUCACCCACUGACAUAUGUUGAGUGUCUAAUACAACGGCUGUCAGAUCCACAAGUCAAUGUUGAUUUAGACUCAUUGUAUUCCAUUAGUAUUAAAGUUUUGGAUGUUACUUACAUUCGACAUCAAGAGAUAUACUUGAAACUCUUUCAUAUAAUUACUGGCAGGUGGGAACCAACACCAAGAGAAAGGCACGAGUUCCUGUCUGUGGAGUGUGAUAAUGUGUACCUGGCAUGUGCAGUCAUAGCAUGUGCUGCUGAUCUAUCAGAAGCCAACAGCAAAACUGUUGUUACCAAACUACAUCAAGAAGCAGGCAUCCCUCUGAAGGACCUAGAAAGUUUAACAUCCAUUAUUACUGAACUUAUCCUUACUGAACAGUAAAAUAUCCACAGUUAUCAGAAAAAAAGAAAAAGAAAAUCGUAUUAAAAGAACACUGUUCAAUGUCAACAGGGUUCUUUAUAAAUUCAACAGAGUCAGUGGCAGAGUCAAAAUCUCUACAACUGAUGUAUUGGGCUACCAUCAUAUGUAUCAAGUACACAGUUCCCUACUCUGUCAACUCAAUUCUAUUUUCCCAGAAUUUGUCCCUAGAGAUUUCUUUCUUUUUACAAACAUGAAAGCAAUAAAAGAAGUACAGCUCCAUGGGGAAGGUACACGCUGUGAUGACAGCAUUCAAGACAUGAGAGUUGGUUUUCAUAACAGUGAUGAAUUAGACUGUGGUCUCUUAAAUUAUGACACCAUGUAGUUUGGCAAGUGAUUAUCAGAGUUCAUCAAAAUCUUUGUAACCACUUACCACUUACUGCAUAUGUUGUCAUAACCCAGAAGACCCCAAACCCACUCAUGACAUGCCUACAGGACUGCUUUCAGCAAUUAUACUUAAUGGGGUUUAUUCUCCACCAGUAUGGAUAUACUUGAUGAAAGCAUUCUGCAAAACAAGUCCAAACAGAAACAGACUAAAUGAUGUAUUUCAAAUAACUCCUUGUUUCCUCCAAAACACUAUCAUCACAUUUUUUUAAAAUCAGAACUCCAAUAGUGCUUAUAUUAAAAUAUUUUAAGGUGAAAUGGCGAUAUGCCCAUGGCCAACCCUCAGGCUGGCAAACACUCCUUGUUUGCAUCUCUGACUGCAUAUUUAAUAUUUGUAUAUUUGCAGCUACCCUCCAUCUUUUGAGGGUAAUUAAAAGUACUGCAAAAUGUAGUAGAUAAUAGCUUGGCAGAGGAGAAGGGGAAAUGAGAAAGGAACACAAUUUUGGCAGGGUACAUUUUGGAAGACUGAGAAGAUGAGAGCAUAAUAUUAAAAAUCAAUGAAAGGUAAACAGAUUGGACUGAACUAGCAAAGGAGAGGGUGCAAUGGUAGGAUCUGAUAUUAGCAAUGUUGCCUUUUUGAUUCAAUGAAAGGGAAUUAUGGGAAUGUUGACAAUCCUGGCUUAUAUGAAAGAGAAGGAACUUUUCUAAAAUUUUAUUCAAUUUGUGUGGCUUUGAACACAGUUGGACAUUAAAGUUGACACAAGAGACUAACAAGUAUUUAAUCUAAAUGAGGUAGUUCAGUCCUUUCUGUACUGACGGGUGCUAAUAACAAAGUUCUGGGCAUGAAAUUCAGGGCUAAAUUGUCUACACUGUGGAUACAAAGACCACAAACCUCCACACACCUCUUUUUCUCGCCUAUAGACAAAACUGAAACUGGAAUAAAUAUGGUAAAGUUAAAGACAGAAAAUCUUUGUAAGCAGACACCACUGCAGCAAGACAGAAGUCACAAUGCAGAACAUACCUACAAUGCUUUCUUUAUAAAACAAAAUGAGGAUGCUAUGCAGAUCUAUGCUGCAUUAAUUGAUUCUCUUUUGUAUGAUCACAUCACAGCAAAAUAUAUCAAUCAUUUGUGAAAUAAUUUUAACUGCAGUCAAAUGUGGCCAAGAUGCUCAUUCUUGUUCUUUCCAAUAGUUUCCAGAAAUCAACUGCAGUUUUGAAAUGAGGAUAUGUAAGAGCAGCAACAGUCAUGGAUCCAUUAGCAUUCAUGUGAUCAGUUAAAUCUGAAAACAAAAUAGGACCUGGAUCAAGACUGUCAGUUUCUGGGCUGGAGAUAAAGCUCCAAAAAUGAGUUUAAAUAGCCUCUUGUGUAGUCGCUGGUUUCAGAGUUUUUCAACUGCCAAGAAGACACAUUUCAAUGAUUCAGUGAAAUCCAGUAAACAACGAUAUACCCUGGCGAUGAAACUCCACAUUUGUUACAAAUUGAGAAAAAUAUAUUCAGUUGAAACUGAGAAUCAUUUAAGUAAAAGCUGGACUUUGACCUCUGUCAUGUGAAAUGGAAGUACAAAUGCUGUGGCAGCAUAGUGUAAGGAUUUAAAUUAACUGAACUGCUAAUAGUAAACAGCAAAGGGUUAUAAGUACGAACCUCAUGCGUGUACAUAUUCCAUUUCAAACAGAGUAACUGGUCAAAAAAAAUCCUCUGAUGUUACAGAACCUGUAAAUUUAUCACAUCCACAAUAACCUACCAUGAGAGUAUUCAGUGAAGUUUACAUCCUUAAAUUCUAUUUCUUGCAUUUUCAUUUUCAUAUUAUCCUCCUGUUUAUAUCUGGGUUUCCCAAAAUAGUCUCUUUCCUUCAGGUUCUUCAAUCAAAAUGUUGUAUGCAUUUUUUGGUUUUCCUUGUACGUUACAUUUUCACUCUCAACAACCUUCUAGAUAUAAUCACUGUAACAAUAAUCAGCUUUAUCAGCUGUGCAUCAAACUACCAUGAUGGUGCAUGUGUGGGUCUCUCAGGCCCCAGCACAUCUAGUAUUGCACUUUACAUUAUCAGUACCAUUAGCCACAAGUUUAAAUCUGAUAACCAUCAAAAGUCUCCUAUUGUCAGACAAUAAAGUUAAACAAGGAGUUCAGAUUAAGAUUGUCAUGAUAUAAUUUUCUCAAUUUCCACACAAUUCCUUUCUUUGGUAUGUACAUUCUCAAUGCAAUGUUCUUACCCUAGUACCUUCCCUCAGCCUGUGAAAGAGGGAAACAAAGUUUCACUCCCAUACAAAAAACAGGCAAAGUUACAUUUUUAUACAUUUUAAAUACUCACUUUUAUCAUAUUUUCAAUUUACAUUAUACUGCAGAACUUUACUGUUAUGUCUUUGCCUACAUUCUGUUCAGGUGUCCAGAUGCAGAUCCUUACAAUGAUAAUCAAACUACAGCACAAACUCAAGUUACAAGCACAAUGAAACUUUCAUUUAUUUAUUAUGCUCAUGAAUUUUACAUGAAGGCCUUUCCCGAUUUGCUUCAGGUGUGAACACCAAUGAAUUUAAUAAUCAUUUGCCAAGCAAUAUACAGCAAUAUUAAAUGUCUUGUCAUGCUUAAUGUACUGAAAUGUAGUAUACAAAGAGUAUUUAAAUUAACUGAUCUGAUACCAUCAGAUAUAGUGAAUGUAAACCUACCAUGUGAGAACAAGACAGGGAACACAAAACACAUACACAAUUUUGGUUGAUAAUCUUAAUGGAUGGAACCAAUUUGGAGACUGAACAAUAUGUAUGGAGAUAUUUAUUAUAGGGUUCUUAGGGCAGUAAAUUGUGAAGAUGUGAAUUGGAUUGACGUGGUUCAAGGACUACACUGCAAAUUUCUGUGAUGGUCAUGAAAAACUGCAUUCUAUAACAUGAAUUAUCUUAAUUAUUGACUGCUCACUCAGACUUUGUACCAGGAAGUUUUAAUAAGGUUAUAUUUACAAUUAAUUCUAAAAAAAUAAGCUCUAAUAAUAAUGGAAAGAGACUAAAUGGAACAUUAAGGUGGAUACUAAAAUGGAUCUUAGGAAAACAGGUUGUGAGAGCGUGAAGCGGACUGGCUUUGCUUCUUCAUAUGUUUAUUACAAUCUUGAAGCAAAAUAAUAUAUGAGUGUUUUCAUCCCUUUGGAGUGGGAGGACAACCAGAAGGCAAAGUCCAAGAAUAACAUAAAUGACUCUCAUUAACAAUCACCUGAUCUGUCUCCAAGAGUUUAAUAUCUAUCACUGUAACUGUGUCUAUGAAAGAGAUUAUCAAAUUAGUACUAGAAUCAGUCAGCGGUUUAAGCACCAAUUAAAUAUUCAACUUCAUAGACCUAAUUAUCCAUAAUGGACUACAAGAACUACAUACCAGAGAACUAUCAAAACUAUAUUACAAUACAAAAUACCAUCGAUGUUUAAAUAACUUUAUGUAAGUUUAAAGUACACAAAAUAAAAUGUGAGAUCUCUCAUGACCUUACAACUCAUACUUUUCCAAUGACCAACAUUAAAUGAAUCACCUCAGUAUUCAGUUCAGAUUAUUUGCAAAGCAAAAGGGCCUUUAAAGCAAGGCAUCAUGUUGUUGGCUCAUACAGCCAUAAUUUGAAUCCUGUCUAGAGCUGGAAUGUUUGUAUUUGUUUCCUUGCCAUCAGUUAUUCUGUUACCUCUAUAGCUCAUCCACAGUUUUUGGGUUCCACUUGAGUGAGCCCUUCCUGAUACAUUUAAAACAAGGCGGUGGUGAGCUCUGGACAAUAAUGGGGGGUGGAGGAUUAAUGAAUUGGUGUGCCCCUAUUUCAAAGAAGUGCCUUUUUUCUUUGUAUGAUGGAUGAAUGAUUGGCUGAAUAUUAUUACAAUUUGAAUUUAUUUCACAAGACUCAAAUCUGUAUCCAUACCUGAAACAAUAGUUAAGCAUAUUACAGUUUUCUAUGCAACAGAUACUGCAGUAUGAAGCUUAUCACACACCUCCAUUAAUGCCAAGAGUAAUAAUGUGUGGAGCUUUACCUCAACUCCCCCUUCAUGACACUGUGAUUAGGCACAAGGUCAAUUUUGCCACCUUAUACUCAGAAUACAUUUCCUUAAAAUAAAAGAUUUACCAGCAUACACUUCAACAUAUAUAAUACAACUUCAGCAUUUUAGAAUGUAGAAUAUUUUUGGAUGUCUUGUAGCAAAAUUGGCCUCCUGUAAACUGUUCAACAGAAACAAGUUUGUUUUUUGCACUUUCCACUUAUGAGACACAGAGAA
This is a messenger RNA of Cryptotermes secundus, 5632 nucleotides long. Its product is annotated as cyclin N-terminal domain-containing protein 1-like. Bases 128 to 1057 code for a protein of 309 amino acids. Lineage: Eukaryota; Metazoa; Arthropoda; Insecta; Blattodea; Kalotermitidae. The transcript has 6 exons. Gene Ontology annotation, biological process: reciprocal meiotic recombination. The record is from RefSeq and is a predicted model, not a curated record. Gene Ontology annotation, cellular component: site of double-strand break.